Aspergillus welwitschiae is the source of this 1191-nucleotide messenger RNA. Its product is annotated as DPY30/SDC1 family protein. The record is from RefSeq and is a predicted model, not a curated record. The transcript has 2 exons. Lineage: Eukaryota; Fungi; Ascomycota; Eurotiomycetes; Eurotiales; Aspergillaceae. Bases 305 to 559 code for a protein of 84 amino acids.
CACAGGCGGAGCAGUGCAACUUGCUCCGCUUUUGUUUUACUCUUGAAUUCUUAAAUUUGCCCCCCAUUAACCAAACCAAUUCACUCCAAUUGAUCUCUGCUAUUCUUUUUAUUCUCACUUUUUGACCGCUUUUGAGCAUUCACUCAUACAUCCCCUCCUACAGCAGGCAACAACAUCUCAACAACCUCAGCCUCAACCUAAUCCUCCACCGCAAACUACUUCUACUACAUCUCCCUUCCCUCCCCAGAACCAACAACCACCGUCACAACCACAUCCAUCCCUUAAUCCCGACAAAGAUAAAAUCAUGGCUUCCGACUCAGCUGCAAACACCCCCGGUGCCGACUCCGCCGCUGCAACCCCCUCCGCCACCACUCAAGUCCGUCCCGGCGGCGCCCCGAUAAGAAGAUACAUGAAUGAGAAGAUAGUGCCUCAUCUUCUCGAUGGGAUGACGGUCGUUGCGAAGGAGCAGCCACCCAACCCCCUCCGCGUCCUCGGCGAAUACCUCAUCCAGAAGAGCAACGAGGUCGAACAGCAGGGUGUUUCGAAGACUCCGGAGUAGACGUUCUUGCUUUAUCGACUACUUAUUGGUGCUGAAUGGCAAUGUGUGUUGUGCGCUACACAUGAGACAAUCAUCGGGCCCAGAAAUUAUCCAAAGCAUGGUGGAAUAAGACUGGAUGCAUACGUACAUCAGCAUGUACCUUCUGUACGUGACGCUGAUACUUUCAAGGUUCAUCUCCAUCUGCAUAGGAGUAACAAGGAGAUGAAUGCUGAUCCGCUCUAGUCUAGUCGUUCAGUCGGAGACGCACCCCCCACACAGAUGAAAUAGAAUGGUUGGUCUUGGGUAGCUUUGGCAUAUGGAGAGGUUACUUGCUCGCUAUGGGUUUCUACUCCUUAGGGCAGUGAAUGAGUUUAUCUUCGGCUCUAUGUCUAUAUUGGAUGGAGAUAAUGCGGUCAUGAAGUUAUGAUUUGGAUGGAUAUGUAUGAAGAAUUGGUUUGGUGGCUAGAUAUCUGUUGUCUUGGGAUUAUUAGGCACGGAUUUUCUCAUGGCCAGGCAGUCAUUGUGUGCUGCAUGUUGCCUAGAUACUAGACACCAGAUAAGAUUUUUGCUUCUACGCCUACGUUCUAUCUACGCCCCAACCAGAGGGUCCUAAAUUCUCCAUGUAAGGUACGGAAUGCUACAUAGGAGUACAG